UUCACGUGAGUACUGUCACUGUCACAGUGGAGAAGUUGAACUUCCCGUAAAAUAUGGGCGGGGUUAGGCCUAAUAUCGGAUUUGAUUAAAGUCUUGGAAGUGAAUUUUGUUAUUAUACCUUUUAAGAAACGAUUUCAAAAGGAUAAUAGGGAAAAUACAUACACAAUAUACGUUUGAUGUUUUGAUGUACAAUCAGUGAGACGGCAUAAAUUAAAACUGAAGAUUUCAAAUAAAAAUUGUGAAACCAGAAGAGAUUAGAAGAGAAAACAGUUAAAUAUGGAAUCAUUUCCACAUGUGCUCCAUAUCUUGACCAUUGCAUUGUUACUUAUCAUUAUACUUAUCUUUGUUGUUCUGGCUGGUGGUGUUGGACCUGAUCGUUUGGCAGGCUUUGAUCCAUUCCUAGAAUAUGGAACAGCUGUAACUGUUAUACUGUACACUUUACGAUUCCUGACUUUCAUUCCCAUACCACAAGCAAUAUUCAACUUCCUUGGACUAUUUUGUUAUAAUACUCACCCGCCAAAACCGAAGUUGAAGACGUCAACACUGUUUGGACCAUUUAUUUGCUUCAGGGUGGUAACUAGAGGUACAUUCCCUGACCUUGUGAAAAAAAAUGUCCAGAGAAAUGUUGAAAUUUGUUCAAGAAUUGGUUUAGAUAAUUAUAUUAUAGAGGUAGUGACAGAUAAUGCAGUCAACUUACCAAAAUCGCCUCGUUUGAGAGAGAUCAUUGUUCCAAACCAGUAUGUCACAACAAAUCAAACACGAUACAAGGCAAGAGCAUUAAACUACUGUCUAGAAGCGGGAGUAAAUAUGCUCACUGACAAUGAUUGGAUUGUACAUUUAGACGAGGAAACUUUGCUCACUGAAUCAUCUGUUAUAGGUAUUGUCAACUUUAUCAAUGAGGGAAAGUAUAAUCUUGGACAAGGUGUCAUUACUUAUGCAAACGAAGACAUUGUCAGUUGGCUGACAACUAUUGCAGAUUUAGUGCGUGUAGGAAUGGACUUUGGAAUGAUUAGAUUUUGUCUGAAAUAUCUACACAAACCUGUGUUUAGCUGGAAAGGAAGUUUUAUAGUGGCUAAUGCUGGUAUUGAAAGGCAGAUCACCUAUGAUUUUGGUAUUGAAGGCAGUAUAGCUGAAGAUUGCUUCUUUGCUUUGACAGCCUGGAAGGAAGGACAUCAGUUUGGUUUUGUUGAAGGAGACAUGUGGGAAAAGAGUACAUUUUCUGCGUUAGAUUAUAUAUACCAGCGGAAAAGAUGGGUUCAAGGUAUAUAUAAUGUGUUUUUUAGCUCACAAAUUCCAUUCAAGUACAAGUAUGGUAUAUCUUUAAUGUUACUAGCCUGGUUUUUUAUGCCGUUGACAGUUACAAACAUUGUACUGGUACCUUUAUUUCCUUUACCAAUGUGGCGCAGUGUAAACAUCCUGUGUGGAUUUAUGGGUGCUGUGAUGUUGUUCCUUUAUAUAUUUGGGGCUAUAAUGUCAUUCUCUCCUAGGAGAACAGGAUGGGCAAAAUAUAUUUUCCUGUGCUUUAUACCUAUUGCUGUAUUACCAAUUGCCAUGUGUAUGGAAACAAUAGGUGUGAUGUGGGCUCUAAAAACAAGGAAACUGAACUCUUUCCAUAUUGUGAACAAGCAGACGACAGUGUCUCCACAGACAACCGUACCUAGUGAAAAAUCAACAGCCAACACUGUACAACAUGUGUAAUAGUAAUACAGUAUCCAUUAUCAUCCAUCAUGUGUGAUCAAUAUUGAAUCUCAAAAUAACUUGCCAGGCCUAGAGAGAUAAAUUUUAAAUCAGACCCAGGAAAGUAAUAUUAUUAUUUUAAUUGUCAUAAAAUUUAGAAUGUUCAUCAAUUCAAAGCAUCUGUUUCCAUAGAUUUACACUAUAUUAUUAAAGCAACUGAAAAAAAAAAACAUUACAUACCGGGUACUAUGUUUCUUGCCCUUUUUUAGGCACAUAAUGAAAGUACACACCUAUGGUCAGCAGGUGUACAUCUGAAUGAUUUGAAAGAAAAAAAUAUAGAUAUAUUGGGUGUUAUCUUACCUGCCAAUGAUUUUUAUAGUGUAAAUGUAUGGAAUCAAUAUGGUUGUUGUAAACACAAGUUUUUAAUACCCCUAACCCCACUUAUUGUUUUGUACCAAUAGUAAAAGUAUUUUUCUUGUCAUGUUGAUUGUUGUGAAAGAAUAAAUAUUUGUUAGUUAUGUUAAAGAAUACUCUACCUGUAAAAAUCAUUGAAUGUGAAGUAUAAGCUAGAUAUUUUAUGGGUUUUUUUUUUGUUAAGCCACACUGCAUUCAGUAUUACUUGUGUAAUUUGCAUAAUUGUUUAGAAUCUCAGUAUUUUAUAAUAUAAAAAUCUGUAAUUCCUUGAGUGUUCAUAGGAAAUUUUGUUUAUUGUUGAAUUUUUAAAACUUAAUAAAACCUAGAUAUUAAUAUUGCUAAUAUUUCAUUUUAUUUUGGCUUUGUGUAUGAUAGAAUUUUUUUUUAAAGAUAUUUGCUUGAUCUAUAUGGUGCUGUUUUAACAUUUCUUUAGUUUUAUGCUAUUUUUUAUUCUGCUGUUUUUAAUUGAUAUUGUGUCAUUUUUGUUUGAAAAACUUUUUAGUGCUUUUGUUUUUAACAGUGAUUCUGCUGGAUUCUUUUUUUAAAUCAUUUUAUUAGUUACAAAAUAAUGAUAAUUUCCAUGAAUUUCGAUGAAAUUGAGAAGGUUUUUAAUAUUUUCAUCAGCUGAUUUACGUGAACUGUCUUGUUACAAAGUUUUCUAUCACAAGUAUGUUGUCACACAGGAGAAAAUUGUCCAUUUAAAUAAUAAAUCUAUAACUUUGCAAAGCUAUACGUUGGAUGAUACAUGUAUCAUAAAGUAAUAGUAAAAUAUUCAAUUUGUGUGUUUUCAAAGCAUGUAGAAAUAUUGUUUUAAAAAGUUUAUAUUUUAUUGAUAGAAAGUUUGUAGAGGAUUGUAGAUUCAUUGUUGCCAUUUGCUUAAUUGUAAUAGUAAAUUUUAGCCAUAUUGAUAGUGUUCAGAAUGUGUUAUGUAUGUUGUUGUUAGUUUGAAUGUUUUAAUCAUGCAUUACAUGUCUGAAUUUUAGGCCUCAUAGCCAAAUGUUGUCUCUUUUUAUAUACUGAUUGUUAAGACUUAGUGACGGCAUAACUGAGUGGUUAACAUGUUGGACGAGUAAUUUAUUGAUCCCUUAGUCGCAUGGGUUCAAACUCUUGUCAUUGUUUCCUCGAGCAAAAAACUUUACAGUCAUUGCACAGUACUGGUUGACACUAGGAAGGAUAAGCUUAUAGCUUUGUACAAAAUCAAAUUAAAAUAAUUCUGUGUAAAACACUAUUGAUCAAUGCAGAUGUUUUAUGUUAACAUAUUUACUGUAUCAAUAUCUAAGCUGCUGCACAAAGCCUAUCUUUCAUUGAUUUAAUACUCAGGAAUUGCAAGGAAAAGUGUGUAUGAUAAAUAGAUACAUUAUUAUAUUAUUUAAUUUUACCCUAUUGGCAGCGACAUAUUCUACAUAUGCCACAGGUGCAGAACAAGAUCAGAUCAUGGUCUGUAAUGCUUGCUAUUCAGUCAGUACAUAUUUUGAAAUUUUCUCUAAAAAUUAUGAAUGGGCAUGUCCAGAUUGAAAGAUGGACAAGUCCAAUUUAGGUAUGUGGCACGGAAAGGUACACAAUUAUCAGAGAUAUUGAUCCAAUAUUUUUGUAGAAUGUUGUUAAUGAUAUUAAUUUGUUGUAUUGAAACAUUUAACAAUCCAGCUAGCUGGUUCUACUCAGGGGCCUAUUCCUGCCUGAAAUAAUGCACAGAAGGACACCAGAGGUCUUCCUGAUCAGUAAAGCUGGAACAUAGCUAUAUGAUGAUUCCUCUGAAAGACAAGUAUUUAAUGCAUUAAGCUAAUGACUAAUGCUUUGUCAAAUCAAGACAAAAUUAAUACUCAUUUUAGUGCUUGUCAAGGAUAUUUUAUGUAAGAAUCAAAUUUGAAGCAGUUACUCAAAAGGAGAGCUAUAUUUACAUGUUGAUAUAUAAAAAAAAAUCAUUUAUGCAAUUCCUUUAGUCUACAGAUUGCUGUACUGAAGGACCUUUUUGUAUUUUUUUUUAACAUGAAUUUAGUGAGAUUUAUGAUUAAAAUAGAAGAGAUUUAUAAGAGAUUAUUGAAAUGUUUAAUAUAGAGAUACAGUGUACAUUAAAUUAGUUUAGAAUUUCUGCUUGUAUUUGUACUUAAUAGCCAAACUUUAAAGUCUGUGUCAAUCACAUUUAGGUGAACUUAUCGUCUUGGACAAACAAGGAAGAAUGUGAUUUUUAUUUGGAAGCAUAGUUGCAACCUCAAUAAGUAUAUAUAACGGCAUUUUCCCUUUUGUUGUGAGAAAGGACUAUGAUACCACUUGGCAGCCUCUCCCCAUUUAUUCAAGAGAUUAAUAAUAUGAGCCGCUUCACGACAAAACCAACGUAAUGUGUUUGCCACCAGCAUGGAUCCAGACCAGCCUGCGCAUACGCGCAGUCUGAUCAGGAUCCAUGCUGUUCGCUUACAAACCCUUUUACAAGUAGAGAAACUGAUAGCAAACAGUAUGGAUCCUGAUCAGACUGUGCGGAUGUGCAGGCUGGUCUGGAUCCAUGCUGGUUGCAAACGCAGUACAUUGGUUUUGUCGUGACGCGGCUCAUAUAUCUGUAAAACUGUGGGCCAUGUUGAUGUAUACGAUAUUAUGGCCUAUCCCAGUUUAUAAAACAGUUCAAACUCAUCAUUUUUAUGUUGUGCUUUGUUUAUGAAUUCUCAGAGUUUCAAGUUCCUAAUUUAAAUUCAUUUAGUCAGAAUCUCAAGAUUAUUUUUAUGUUGUUUUUUUUCCUGUACUUGUUUUGUUUGUGUUCAAGUGUUGGUUGCAAUGUAAUCUGUAAAAAAUUGAGAUUUUAAGAAUUUUAUGGAAAUAAUUAUGUAUGCAAAAUAAGGUUAAAGUUGUUACCGUAUUCUUAAGCUAAAAUAUGUAUGUGACUAUUAUUUAAAAGUAAAGAAUGUUUUUAUUUCUUAAUGUUGUGUCAUGUAAACAAUUAUAUUUAAUAUAUUUUUAGGUUAAUUUAAACAUUCAUUUUUGAUAUGAGCUGUUUCUUUUCAGUUUUAAAGUUUUUCAGCUUUUAUUUUCUGUUGGGAAAAACAAAUAUGUAUUAUUUCAAACAAGUGUUCAAGUAAUUUCAUCUUUGAAAAGGGCAUCAUGCCCCUGUUAAGACAUCCUCAAAACUGCAUCCCAAGGGCUAUUAAAAAUGCGUCACUGACGUUUGUUUCUAAAAAUAGAAGGUUAGGCAACAAAUUGUAUGCUUUACUAAUUUAAAUAUAGAGAGUAGACCUGUAGAUUAGAGGUAAUGAGGUGUUCCAUUUUUAUGUAUUUUAUUGUUGGCAAAUUUCAUUUUCCACCUUAAUUCUUUUGGUUUGAAAUUUAUCUAAAAAUAACCUUUAGAAAAGGCGAAGGCUGCUUUAAUACUUGAAGUAAGAUUUAUUAAAUUUUUGCUUUAUUGCAAGAAAUUAUAACUUAAAGUACAACAUGCAGUAUAUAUAUGCAUAUGUUCCAAUAUGAUAACUUUAUGAAUUUUAAAUGAAUAUUUGAAAUUUAGUUUGCAUUUGUAAGAAUCUGUAGUCAAACCUGUACCUGACAACCAUACUAACAAAGCAAGGUUGUUCUUGAUAAAUUAGAAUUCAUAAAUUAAAAUAUUGUUUUUAUGAAUAUGUUGCCAAUAACCAGAGGUUGCAAAAUGUUGUUAUUAAUGGUGAAUCAAAAUUCAUUUGGAAAAGUACUUUAGUAACUUAUUUUAUUUAAAAUCUGCAGGUUAUUUAGGAAAUGUUUUUUAGGAUAGAUGAUUUAAGUCCAGGGAUGACAUCGAUCACUAACCUUUACAUUGUUGGA
Molecule: messenger RNA, 5865 nt
Organism: Ruditapes philippinarum (Manila clam)
Lineage: Eukaryota; Metazoa; Mollusca; Bivalvia; Venerida; Veneridae
Product: beta-1,4-mannosyltransferase egh-like
Exons: 2
Coding region: 277-1698 (473 amino acids)
Cellular component (GO): cytoplasm
Molecular function (GO): beta-1,4-mannosyltransferase activity
Source: RefSeq, a predicted model, not a curated record